Paecilomyces variotii is the source of this 3196-nucleotide messenger RNA. Its product is annotated as fungal-specific transcription factor domain-containing protein. Gene Ontology annotation, biological process: positive regulation of transcription by RNA polymerase II. The coding region runs from base 351 to 2969 and encodes 872 amino acids. Gene Ontology annotation, cellular component: nucleus. The transcript has a single exon. NCBI's taxonomy places the organism in Eukaryota, Fungi, Ascomycota, Eurotiomycetes, Eurotiales, Thermoascaceae. Gene Ontology annotation, molecular function: DNA-binding transcription factor activity, RNA polymerase II-specific; transcription cis-regulatory region binding; zinc ion binding. The record is from RefSeq and is a predicted model, not a curated record.
GGAUUUGGAGAGAUCCACGGGGCUUCGCACAGCCCGUUCCAGUGAUCUGAUCGGUCCAAAGCGCUUCUCCGCUUAUCAGCACCAAAAGCGACCACCUGCCCGUGCCCAUCUUCCUCUUUCGCCUCCGUUGAGGACCGCAAGCUCGUGGGAUAAUGAUCUCUCGCCAUUUAUCUAUAUUGGAAAUUGUUCAUUCUGGUGGUCCUGACGCGUCUGCCAUCAGACGCUUGAAUUAAUUGAUCUGUACAGCGUUCUUUGCCUUGGUUGACUUCGAUGGACCACUGCGAUAAGCGCUUCUCGACUCCGCAUUCCAACGCUCGAGCCGACUGACCGCGGCCACCAGUGCAACGACAAUGGCCGCCAGCGAUCCCAAGAAAGAUGGAGCGCCAAAAGCGAAGGCAGACUCUGCAUCCGCGACAGCUCCCCGUAAACGCCGCAAGAGAACAGUGGGAGGCGGCGCAGCAGAUGAUUGUUUCACGUGUGCGAGCAGAGGCGCGAAAUGCGAUAGGCGGCGGCCAUAUUGCUCUCAGUGUCUAGACUUGGGCCGGGAUUGCUCGGGAUAUAAAACAACCUUGACUUGGGGUGUAGGAGUGGCGAGCAGAGGAAAGCUUCGGGGAUUGUCUCUUCCAGUAUCGGGAGGGCAGCCAGUUGCUCCUCAGAAACGGCGCAGUUCGGCUGCUCAGGACGAUGAGAACAAGGUCAGAAAACGACAGAGCGCGCAGCCGUCUCCGAUUUCCUCUACGUUCCAAGCUGGCACUCUUACAGCGAAUACAUCGGCCUACCAAUGGCCCCGGUCUGCGGGGAAUACUGGUGCAUAUGCAAAUAUCUCCGAUCCAGCAGGCUGGAACCGAGAAGUCUCGAGUGCACCAUCCACCUCGAAUACACCGUCAUACCAGGUUAAUACAGGAUUCAACGGAGGAUCCCUUGCAAUUUAUAAUAAUCCAACAUCAGUUCCAUCCGAUCCAGGCUGGGGAAUCAAUGAUCUCAGUCAGUCACCGUUGCCUACUGCAGGAGUCAAAGUAGGAGGGUAUGCUGGUGGCCCUCCUCUGACAUCCAAUGACUCAAUCCGCCAUCAAUGGAUACGUGGAGCCCCUCCUAUACUUCGCGUUAGUGGCAAUAAUACACAGGCCCUUCCAGGGAGCGGUGCGAGUUCUUCCUUGUCUCCGCAAUGGUCUCCAUCUGGUCUGUCCAGUGAGACAGGCAGCAUGGACGAGGUUGAUGCGGAGAGCGCUUACAGAAGAUAUAGUCUCUAUCCCGACCAGGCGGUCAGUUUCCAUAUGUCCCUGGAUGCAUCACUUCCCAGCUCUCUACCACAGCUAUUGCUUGAUCAGUCGGUUGGCAGUACGCCUAGAAUCAGGUACUUAAUGAGCUACUACUUGGAAGUUAUUGCCCCCGUCAUAGUGGCAUUUGAUAGCCCCACAAACCCAUACCGCGUGCAUAUCCUACGACUGGCUCAAGACAGCAUGGCAUUGCAACAUGCAGUUGCUGCGUUAUCAGCCAGUAACAUGAGACAGAGACGGGAUCGAAAAAUAUCCUCUACGGAGCGUACACUGCCGGCUCGGAGAUCGUCCUUGGCGCAUCGGGCUUUGACAGACGGGAUGUUCUCACAACAAUAUGGCGUCGCCGACCCCGAUGAGCUGACAAAGGAAGAGCUGUAUCACAAAGGAAUGGCAAUCAAAUCUUUGAAUGCGCAACUAUCUGACCCCGUCUUAAGGCUCAGUGAUUCGGUACUCGCUACUCUCCUGAUUCUGUGUCUGUUCCAUAUAUGCGAAACCGGAGUGGCAAAGUUCCAGACGCAAUUUGCAGGAGUGAAGAAAUUGUUGGCUUUGAGGAGCCGCAGCCUCACUGGAGAAUCGGAAGAGGGUAAAUGGUAUACUAGGAUGUUUACGUGGUUCGAUGCUAUGACUGCAACGAUCAAUAACCGCGAAGGACAGCUGCAGGGCGACUACCUGGAUACAGCUGCCUCUUCGAACGAAGAAUGGGCACUCGAGAAUCUAGCGGGCUGCGAUGGCCGUUUGUUCAAAAUAAUCGGCAGUCUUGGUCGUCUGAAUCUCCUAAGUCAGAACAAGCCUGUGGAGUUUCGUUCUUCAGUGGAGAGUGCGCCUGUUACUGUCACUCUCCCACCGUCUAUGAUCCAUUACACCCCACCACCGGCCAUCUCCAAUGACAUUCUCACAUCUCUCUUUUCUCCCAUCGAACAAGCACCGUUGCAAAUGACUUCGAAUCCAGAAGACGUCGACGCGACAGGAAUGCAUACUAGAUUCUGGACCGAGUGGCAUGCUGUAAGGCAGGCCCUGGAAUCAUGGCGACUUGAUAUACAGAGUACACAGAGGAUGCCCUCCGUCUCUCAUGUGCAGGUGCCAAUCCUCCCAGCACAUAGCUACAUCUCACCACCAUCGUCGCCACUGUCCCAGUGCCUUGUGGCUCCUGACAAUCUUACGGAUCUGUCCAACAUCUCCGAGUCCUUCCGCUAUUCUGCUCUCCUAUACACGGAGAGACUUGCAUUCCCAGAUCUGCCAUCUGAUCAUCCGCGUAUUCAGAGUCUCGUCCUUUCGGCUUUACACUAUAUUUCUGCCGUUCGCUCAGAUGUCUAUCUGCUCUGGCCGCUUUUUAUCACCGGCUCUGAAUGCAUCUUUGAGACGCAUCGCACACUCAUCAGACAACGCUGCAAGGAUAUACAGAAGGACUCUGGAUUCUUCAACAAUAUCUCGUGUCUGGAGCUUUUGGAGAAAAUAUGGGCGCGAAGCCCUAAUGGCAAUGGCGAAGUCACGAGACGCAAAAACGCUGACACCACCACCGCUGCCGAGAAGAGUUUUUCCGGAGACUACAUAUCUGAUUCGAUCAUCACGUCUGAAGAUGGAAUGUCUUCAGCUACGACACACAAUGUAUACGCGCCCGGCAGUGGCGCUGGUUUUCGAUGGCGCAAGGUAAUCGAGAGUGAAGGUUUGGAUGGAGAGUAUAUUGUCGUAUAGGUACAUACAUUUGCGUCUUUGGUGGCUAUAUUAUACGGCUUGACAUGAGAGUUUUAUUAAACAGACCUACGAUCUGUCUUAUGGGGUCAACGUGGUUAUCACACGGAUCGAGGUGUUAGGUUUUUUGGGUUUAAUGUAAUACCUAACAAUGGACGAGGGAUCAUACAUAUUCCACUCUACAAGAGGAUCUAGGAAUUAAUGACUUGGGUUUACAGACUCUGUCCACG